UCCUUCGAAGUGAAUUUUACUCCAAGGGCAUUAAAGAAAUACACAGUCAUUCGCUCCGCAUUCCCUCCGGAUUUAACCCGCGUUCACUCCGCAAAUUUUUUCAAUGUAUAGAUGGAUAUGUGUUAAAUAUCAUAAACAGAGGGUGAGGGCAGGUGACUGUAGCAGUAGACACGUACUUAAAAUAUUAUCAAGAUUGGUAAGUGUAUUUGCACAUCGGAUCUAUAAAUCUAUUGUAUUGCUCGUUUUCAGCAAGAACGUAUAUAUUUCUUAAAAUAAGGAUCUUUUUAAGUAUAAAUUUUAUCGUUUGUUUAAAAAUAUGUAUGAUGGCUUAUUUUAGGUUCUUAUUAAAUUCUUUCAAGCGUAAAUUAUUACUCCAGUUUUGUAUUUAUUUCGGUAUCGUUAUCUUUCAAAUACAUCCAAAUAUUUUACAAAUAUUUACGUAAGCAUGUUAAAAUUUUUUUAUUCGCUUCGUUUAUUUUUUUACAGAUUUUUUUUUAUUAUUGUUUUAUUUGAAACGGAUAUAAAAAUUAAUAUGGGUUGUUCAACGAGCGCGACAUCCGGCAAAGGCAGCGGAACUCGUUUAAUCGCAACAAAGCUUACAUUUACGUGUGAGCAAUUGGAAAAUCUCAAUGGUUUUUUUCGUAAAACAGUCGAAUCUGCUAUUAAUGAUAAAGAUAUGAAAAAAAUAGAAGCAACUGUUGAGAGAUUAAUGCAACGUCUGUUAACAACAGUAGGAAACUUAGAUCCCAGAUUUUCUUCAAUGUUUUUGGUAUCUUUGAAUGAAAAUCGUCGAGUCAAGCAAUUGAAAUUCGAGUAUUUACUUCGUAUUGAUGCACUCUCAAGUCCAUCGAUCGACCCUAACAUGAAUACAGCAACAGUAGUAAGUGUAGAAGAAGAUGCAGCUCUACCAGGAUUUGCAAGACUUGGUAUUCGUGGAGUAGACAUUGAAUCGUGGGUUGAGUUUCUCGGUCCUGGUGGAAGAUUGAGGAGAGAUCUCGUGAAAGCCAAACUCGUAAACUUAUUGGCAGCUGCUACAAAACAAGAAACAAUCAAUAUGAAUGAACGAACAUGCCAAUCGCCUGGACAAAUAGUCGAUGCAGAAACACUUGAUAAAAUUCUCAAACAACCUGAUCACUGUCGUAUAUUUUACGGACCUGCUGCUGCGGAAAAAGAGCCGUUGCCGGGAGAUUAUCGUAUAGUUUUGGUGGAAGAUGCUUCUGGAAUACUCAUACGCAUCGGUUUUAAUGCUUUCAAAACACGUGAUGUUGAAGUAAGAUUACUUAUUGGUGUCGGUGUAUCAUUGUGGUCAUCAUUAGCUGAUUAUCCAGGUCGUGUUCCAUUGUAUCAUUGCGAUGCUCUGCUUCAUUAUACUGCUGCUCAGAGUGGGAUGUACGCAGUGGCAGUGGGUCCUUAUCCCAGUGCUCGUUGUGAGGAUCGUGCAACACUUUGGCGUCUUCGUGCUCCAGCUGCCGAGACAAUCAUGAGUCAGCAUUAUUCAGACGAAAGUGUACCAACGUUGACGGAAUCUGUGCUCAUGUAUAUAUUAGAUCAACUACGUGGGAGAUUACCAUUAAAUUUAUCCAUGAAACAAAAAGACACACUGAGAGUGGUAACACGUCACAUUGUACGUACGAUACACUGGUGGUCACUGGAGAGAGCAGGACCAGAUCCUCUAAGGGGUUGGUCUCCUGACAGUCUCUCACGUCACGUUUUACUGGCACUCGACGAAUUGGUCACUGCCCUCAGGUGUCAGAGUUUGCGGUGUUACUUUCAUCCACGUUGCAACGUGAUGUUGCAGUGUGCCAAAGGAGGAAUUCUUCACCAUGAAGAUUCUUAUGUCUCAGAUGCACGUCUUUUGGAAUUGUAUCUACUUACCCUUCACCAGUACUCGUUGAACUUGACUUCAGUAGAUCCUCGACCAAGUGACAUUCUUGAGAGUGAACUGAUUGUGCGCUGGCGCCACGUAAUGGCCUCUUUACCUCGUGGAACUAUGGGAGGACACUAUGGUUACAGUACCCGACAAUUGACGUACUUAGGACUUGUUAUAAACCAAGUUCUCAAAGUAAAAGAACUCGCAAUGCAGAAUCUGUUGAAUGAGUGUUCAUUUUUGAAUUUGUCACUGAGAACCGAUGCGAGAUCCAGCCCGAUUGAAAAUUUAGUUUAUUUACUAACAUUAGUACUGAAGCAAGCAAAGGAUCAGAUCUACGCGAUAAUAGAUCGCCAGCAAAAACAUAUGAACUCUAGUAAUAAAAAUAAUUCACCAUACAUAUCAUCGAAAAUGAAGAAGCAGUAUCACACAACGUACAAUUAUUUCGAGCAUUCGGUGGAUAUAUUAAUUGACAUAGUUCGCCGUGAUCGUGAGACGGCAUAUACUGAUCUGGAGAAUGACGUAAUAAUGUCAAAGAGUCUCUUGAGAUGGCUGUACUUUGGAAUGGAAUACGACAAGAAAGUCCUCGGGCAUAUUCUCCGACCAUAUCUGGGUAAUCUCUUCAACUCGUCUCACGAGAAUGCCUGGCACGUGGAAUCCUGGCGCAAGCGACAAGACAUUUACAAUACUGAAAUGCGAUCAUUGUCUCUCUUUUGUAAACUAGUAACAACUCAAGAGGUAUCACCGGCCAAUGGUAUUGUUGAAUCCUUGUCCAAAGGCUGGUCUUGGGCAGAGCAGACAAUCAACAUGAUUGAACGAUCUCCAGCAGAACAUGGUUUGAGACUAGUAUUCAUUACACCUGAACAAGUUAUGAAGUACAGUUUGACAUUUACCAACAAUCGAGGACUAAGUGCUUUUUCAAGUUGGAGCAAAGCACGUAAUAUUGGUAAUGCUACAAGACGAGCUACUAUUGCAAGAACCACUAUGAUUACGGCUACUGACUCUUUACCUAAGGUCCCAAAUCUUCAUCUUGAUAAAAUCAAUAAAGAUCAUGCCAGUCAUGUUGAUCUGCGAGACUCGAGUCCCUUGACGUACGUCGUCUCGAUAAAUCGUCGACGGGGUCGACAACGAGGCCCUGGAGGACUAAUACCAGCUCUUGUAACUCUCAAUAAAUUUCGGAUACUUCAAGAGGCUGCGGCUGUAUUACCUCAUGAAGAGAGAAUCGCAAUGCUGGAUGUAGUUCAAAGGGUAUCUAGGGAGGCGUCCCGACGUCUGCGAAGAACUAGCUGUCCAGAUCUGAGUGCUUCAAACGGCCCGAAGCAAACGUAUACGCCCAGAUCGGACGUUGAAUUAAUGGAAACGUCAUUAUCACGUUUAUCACCGAACUCUCGUCAGCGCGGAAUAAUAGAUGAACAUCAAAAGCAAUUGCAUCGGGAAAUAAUGGAGAUACAUGAUACAUUAACGCGUGGAUUGAGACCGAGAAAUUGUAUUCCAGCAGCAUGGGAUUCAACUUCAAUGCUCACUUGGACAUCAUCUACUCGGUCAGCCGGCAAAAAUAGAUUGAGGAGAAAUCGAAAUCCUGUUUGGGAUACGAUCAGAGAGCCCUGAAGAAGUCAGGAAUUACUGACGAAACGUUGGCGAUGAAAUAAAAAAUAGUCUACAAGAAAUUGAGUCCUUAUUUCCCACUAAGAAUGAAAGUAUCAAUAAAACUUUGAUAUCAAUGUAAAUGAUAGGGAAAAAAAAUGCUGAGUAACUAAUGUGAUCAUGUGGAUUUAAGUUGUAACACUAUGUGAAUCGUUUAUUUGAGAAACCCCAUAAGUCAUGUUGUUUACGAAAUUGGAUUUUUUUGCAUUUUUGGGUUCUUUGGAUGUCCCUCCAUAGAAAUUAAUCAAUAUAUGCAUCAAUUCAACGUUUAAAAAAAAAAUUAACGGGUUACAGCAAUUUAAUUUAAUUGAGAAACCCCAUAAGUCAAUGACUCAAAUAAAUAUAUGCAGUGUUAGUUUUACAGAAAUAAUUUUUUUUUUUUUUUAUUUAAAAUUCGCGCUUUUUUGGGAAAUUAAUUUCAAAUGUUGUUUUAUUGUUGACUGUUAUAUGACUAAUUAAAAUGUUUGAAUUUAUUAUAAUUUUUUGUAAUUUCUGAGUUUCAGAGUUCAAAUACAUAUUUAAUACUUCAUUUUAUCAGUGUAAUAAAUGAUUUGAGUGGAAACAUUUAAAAAAACAAUGAUUUUAUAACUUUUUUUUCCGUUUGGUUGAGAAACCCCAUAAGUCAAUCAACAUUAAAUAAUUUUUAACUUCCCGCUAAGAAAAUCGACGAUUUUCGAAAAAAAAAAGAGCUCGAGGAGCUCGAAAACAGCGGGAAGUUUUGGGGCUGGCCCGCAGGAUCAACCGAUAGACAGAUUUUUUAACUUAAAUCUAAGUAAAAUGUAUUUAAAUCGACGCAAUUCUGACUUGAAUGUGACUUUUUUUUUGUCUUAAAUCGAUCCUAACUAAGCCACAAAAAGUCCAA
Messenger RNA from Microplitis mediator, 4373 nucleotides. RefSeq lists its product as uncharacterized. The transcript has 14 exons. Lineage: Eukaryota; Metazoa; Arthropoda; Insecta; Hymenoptera; Braconidae. The record is from RefSeq and is a predicted model, not a curated record. Bases 446 to 3475 code for a protein of 1009 amino acids.